This is a messenger RNA of Dovyalis caffra, 516 nucleotides long. The record is from the annotation of a GenBank genome assembly. Lineage: Eukaryota; Viridiplantae; Streptophyta; Magnoliopsida; Malpighiales; Salicaceae.
AUGAUGAAUGGGCAAAAAAUGGCAGCAGCAGAGGUGGCAGUGCAGCUGCCUGAGUCAAAGGUGGCAGCUGAGAACAUUAGUGGAGCAAUGAGUGGGCCCCUUGUAGCGCUGUCCUUCAUGGUCACAGCCAAACAGUCCAGCACCGUCUCCGUCUAUGGCUUCAUGCUUCCUAUUCAAUCCAAGUGGUCCUUCUCUCCCUCAUUUGAAUAUUUGGUUGGAGUCUCUGCGGCUGUUGCAGCACACUCAUUGCUGCAACUGCUGAGUAGCUUGUCAAGGUUGCUUCGAAAUUCUCCGGUGUUUGCAUAUGCAAUGAUAAGUGCCGGGGCUGCUUCAUCAGGAGUUACCAACCUCAAUCGCACAGGAAUCCGGCAUACAGCUUUGCCAAAUUUCUGCAAGCCUUUACAGAGCUUCUGUGACCAUGUUGCUGUCUCUAUAUUCUUCACUUUCUUGAGCUGCUUCUUGCUUGCUGCAUCUGCAGUUCAGGAAGUCAUGUGGCUCUCCAGAUCCAAGCAUUGA